Molecule: messenger RNA, 1866 nt
Organism: Callorhinchus milii (elephant shark)
Lineage: Eukaryota; Metazoa; Chordata; Chondrichthyes; Chimaeriformes; Callorhinchidae
Product: CXXC-type zinc finger protein 5
Exons: 5
Coding region: 492-1337 (281 amino acids)
Cellular component (GO): nucleus
Molecular function (GO): methyl-CpG binding; zinc ion binding
Source: RefSeq, a predicted model, not a curated record
UGUGUGGGGAUCUCAGGCUGUUGCACGAUCGAUGUUCAUUGAUUGUGUCCCUGACGAACUGUUCUACUUUCCAACCAAUCUUUGCCCCAGAGAGAGAGAGAGAGAGAGAGAAAAAAAAUCCAUGAAAUGCAUUUGCAUGUACUUCCAGAGCGAUCUGGGAUGUAGAGGAAAAGGCUCGCAAGGAAUCGUAAAAAGUUGACCGAGGAAAGGGAAUGUUUGCCAAUUUCAUCUCGACUUAAAACCAGUCUCUUCCACCUUCAGGAAAAAAAAGCUAGAGCCUGCCGGUCGGCGCCCGGGGGGGAAGAUCACGGCCAGAGGAAUAACGUGACGCUUCCGGGAAGGUACGCUGGAGACUUCGGGACCCGCCGUCCCAACGCUCAAGAUCGGCCGCGUUUCCUCGGACCCAACGCUGAGAAGGGAGCGAUCGCACUCCGUCCGCACGGAAUUCUAUUUGUUCCGAUUUCUCCAGCGUUAACAAAACCUUUUGAACCAUGUCGAGUGCCAGGAAACUCAUUGAACAGCAGAUCAGGCAGACAGCAGCGGCGGACCCCGGGGAGAGGGGAGAGGGUCGUCAGGACGGUGAACUCCGUGUGGAGUUGGAGAAAAGGAACAGGAGUGGGAUCAUUAAUGAGCCCAUCAGCAAAGUGCUAAAGAAAUCUCGCUCGUCCUCGCGCUUCUCCACGUUUGGCGGGAGCAGCCUAAUGGCGGCGCAGUUACAGAACGGGAAUAUCUUGCUGAACGGGAAAGAGCCCGCGGGUCUUGAAAACAACAGCAGCACGACUACCUCCAGACACAAGCGCCUCUCCCACCCGCUGGACAAAUCGGAACGCUCGCUCGACAGCUCGGGGCAGGAAGGGGGCAUGCAGGCCUCGGAGCUCCAGAAACAAAGCGAAACCGAGAGUGUUUUCCUCCCGGGAGAGCGGGAGGCCGGCAUCUCCGACAUGGAGGUGGUCUCGGCAGCCGAGGCCAUCAGCGGCGGUCCCGUCGACCUGCCCUUCAUGGGCGGGAUUCCCUUGAAUCCCGGCGUUUUUAUCAUGACCCCGGCCGGGAUAUUCAUGGCGGACAGCGCGCUCCAGAUGGCGGGGCUGGUGGAGUACCCGCUGCAGAACGAGCUGGCCUCGGCCAUUCACUCGGGAAAAAAGAAACGGAAGCGGUGCGGGAUGUGCGAGCCCUGCCGGAGGAGACUCAACUGCGAGGAGUGCAGCAGCUGCCGGAACCGCAAAACAGGCCAUCAAAUCUGCAAACUGCGCAAAUGCGAAGAACUUAAAAAGAAACCGACGGCGGCCCUGGAGAAAGUGAUUCUUCCAUCCGGAGCGGCGUUUCGAUGGUUCCAGUAGACGUGAGCGCGGUGCUCAGAGUUGUGUCAUUACAAAGUGCAAUGUGUCUGCUUGCUUGUAUUGUCUCAGGCAAACAUUGUCAGCCGAAAUAUACACAGACGACACCCUGUGUGUGUUAUCUUUUUUUUCUUAGAACCAAAACUCUCUUUCUGCAACUCUUCAUUCCAAUUUUUAUGGAGGUGAACCUUAUGUUGUAAGAAUGAAUAUUUCUCUAGUCAUUGUACGAUGUCAGUGCUAUUGCAACAAAUCUGUAAAAUGCAGUGCCGAGAUGAAAUGGGAAAGAGUAUGGACAAUCAGAUUUAUUUUGUGUUUAAAUGUUGAUGUCUGUUUUUAGUGCGUUGGAAGGUGCUAUAGGAAUGUUUAGCAAGUUGAUUUUACAGAUAUCUUUUGAGACUAGUUGACUGACGACACUGUUUUUAGGCAUAGCACAAAGGUUAAAAUAACACGCGUUUAUCCCAGCCUGUUUUUUUUUUCUUUUUCCUCCCUCCUUUCUGCAUCGAGAUGCAUAUUUCCCCCCCACACACACGCA